AUGAUCCGCCUAUCCUACUGGCUAGCACCCAUCCUCGCGGGCCUGAUCUGGCUUGCCACGCUGCUGGCCCUCCUCCUCUACUGGAUCGUCUCCGAGGACCGAACCCACUACUCGUCCAUGUCGGAGGGCCAAACCAUCGCCUACAUCAGUGACGUAGGCGCGUCCGACCUCAAGCCGCUCUUCGUCACGGGCUGCGUCCUGACCACGGUGCUGCUCGACGUUUCGUUCGGCGCCGACCGCUGGCUGCGCCACAAGGGCCGCCUGGCGCCCAACACGACGCGCGGCGAGAAGGUGCUCUCCGGGCUGACCAUCCUGUUCGCCAUCGUCGGGACGGUGGGACUGAUCAUGCUGAGCAUCUUCGACACGGCGCGGUACCCAAAGCAGCACGACAUUUUUCUGCUGCUGUUUAUUGCGGGCUAUGUGCUCUCGGCCGUAUUUAUCUGCUGGGAGUAUCAGCGGUUGGGGACACGUCACCGUCAUAUCCGAAUCCUAGCCGCCUCUUUCUGGAUCAAGCUCGUCUUUAUCAUUGUGGAGGUCUUGCUGGCCGUCGCCUUCGUGGCGAUGACCUACACGCAAAACUACAACCCGGCCGCCAUCCUGGAAUGGGUCGUGGCGUUCGUUUUCUCGGCCUAUGUCUUCUCCUUCUACGUCGACCUGUACCCGGCCGCGGCUACCAAGCAGCAGCUGCAGGUCUCGGUGGAUGCAAGGAACGGGAUGCACAUGCACCUGAGUGGCGGCCGGGAGAAGCCGAGACGGGAGUGGGAAGCUGCCGGGGAGAUGGAGUCGGCCGGGAGCGACCGGACUUCGAGCACCGGUCUUAACGGGGCUGCGCCGCGGGGUAGGGGCAUGGCGAGCAAUUUCUGA
Parathielavia appendiculata is the source of this 864-nucleotide messenger RNA. RefSeq lists its product as uncharacterized. Gene Ontology annotation, cellular component: plasma membrane. The record is from RefSeq and is a predicted model, not a curated record. The coding region runs from base 1 to 864 and encodes 287 amino acids. NCBI's taxonomy places the organism in Eukaryota, Fungi, Ascomycota, Sordariomycetes, Sordariales, Chaetomiaceae. The transcript has 3 exons.